AGUUGGUGUGCUGUCAGGGCUGAGUGUUUUAGAUUCUAGAUCUCAAAAUGCAGGGUGGGGAAUUUAGAAUGCUACAUCUGGUGAGACCAUAUCUUCGAUAUCUACCCCAAGCCGAAUGUAUACACAGCAGAAAGAUCACCUUCAAAGAGAAAUUCGUAUUUACUGCAGCUUCACUGUUCAUCUUUCGGGUUUGCAGUCAGUUUCCCCUCUAUGGGAUAGAUUAUUCUACGUUUAACAAAUUUGAUACAUUUUACUGGAUGCGUGCUAUUCUGGCGACAAGUCCUACUGGCACUGUAAUGGGGCUCGGUAUUAGCCCCAUUGUGACAUCUGGAAUGAUCAUGAGUUUCUUAGCCAGUUCAAAACUUAUUCAAGUGAACAACAGAAUCCGCGAGGAUCUUGAACUGUUCAAUGGGGCACAGAAGUUGUUGGGAGUCCUCAUUGCUGUUGGUCAAGCUGUUACUUAUGUGCUAUCAGGAAUGUACGGCAAUGUAGGUUUUGUUAAUGCCCUUCUCAUCAUAACUCAGCUUUCCUUAGCUGGAGUCAUAGUGAUGUGCUUAGAUGAGCUUUUCCAAAAGGGAUAUGGUCUCGUGUCAUCUGCGAGCUCCCUUUUCGUCACUGCCAACAUCUGCGAAAACAUCAUUUGGAAGGCUUUUGACCCCGCAACCGUAAAUAGCGGCAGCGGGGGAGCUCAUGAGUUUAUAGGUGCACUUGUUGCUUUGUUCCAUCUCAUAAUAUCCAGGACAGACAAGAUCAGUGCUAUUCGAGAGGCUUUCUUUCGAGAACACCUACCAAACGUGACAAACCUACUUGCCACUAUCUUCAUCUUUCUAAUUGUUGUCUACUUGCAAUGCUUUCAUGUGGCUUUGAAAGUGAGAUCAAAGGGAGCAGCGUCAUCAUAUCCUAUUAAGCUCUUCUAUACUUCUAACAUGCCCGUCAUUCUCCAAUCCGCUCUUGUCUCGAAUCUUUGUUUUGUAUCUCAUUUUCUUCACAAGAGGUACAAUGGGAAUAAUAAUUUCUUGGUGAAUCUCAUGGGGAAGUGGAAGGAAUCUGGCCAGCUCAAUAUUCUCAUUGGUGGUCUAUCUUACUAUGUCACUGCACCAGCAAGCUUGGCAGAUAUGGCAGCCGAUCCCAUCCACGCAAUGUUUUAUCUAGUCUUUAUGCUUGCAACAUGUGCAUUGCUAUCGAAAACUUGGAUCCGAUUCUCUGGUUCUUCUGCGAGAGACGUAGCAAAGCAACUCAAGGAACAAAACAUGGGGAUUCAUGGACAUAAAGACUCGAGCCUAGAGAAGAAGCUUAAUCGCAAUAUACCUAUUGCGGCUGCGCUUGGAGGAAUGUGCAUUGGUGCCUUGACUGUUGCGGCAGAUCUCAUGGGAGCAAUGGGAUCAGGAGCUGGGAUUUUGCUUGCUGUUACAAUCAUAUAUCAGUGUUGGGAGACAUAUGAGGAGAAAGUGUGCUAGGGCAAAUUAACUUUUUGUCACAUUUAUGUAGAAAACAGUAUUUGGGAGAUCUUGACAUAUAAUGUAAUUUGUAUUGAGCCAUGCAACUUCAGUAGUAAUGUAUAAUAUAA
Molecule: messenger RNA, 1567 nt
Organism: Rosa chinensis
Lineage: Eukaryota; Viridiplantae; Streptophyta; Magnoliopsida; Rosales; Rosaceae
Product: protein transport protein Sec61 subunit alpha
Exons: 1
Coding region: 48-1457 (469 amino acids)
Biological process (GO): post-translational protein targeting to membrane, translocation; SRP-dependent cotranslational protein targeting to membrane, translocation
Cellular component (GO): membrane; Sec61 translocon complex
Molecular function (GO): transmembrane protein transporter activity; signal sequence receptor activity; ribosome binding
Source: RefSeq, a predicted model, not a curated record